This is a messenger RNA of Spinacia oleracea (spinach), 630 nucleotides long. RefSeq lists its product as uncharacterized. The transcript has 3 exons. The coding region runs from base 1 to 630 and encodes 209 amino acids. The record is from RefSeq and is a predicted model, not a curated record. Lineage: Eukaryota; Viridiplantae; Streptophyta; Magnoliopsida; Caryophyllales; Amaranthaceae.
AUGGAGAGCAACAACAACAACAACAACAACAACAACAACACAAUUGAUAAUGUUCAACGCCAACUAGCAUCAAACUCUGCAACGAAGAAUGGAUGUGGUUUCUUUGGUAAACCGGCAACUCAAGAGUUGUUCGGUAGAGCUAUUGAGACGAAAGUGAAGCAAUAUAACGGGGACAUAAUGGCUUCAGAUCAAGAGGAAGAUGAUUUCCUCGGUUUUUCUGAUGAUGAAGGCGACGGCAUUAACUCCGAUUCUGACUCGGAGGAAGGUGAUGAUGCUGCUGACUUGGUACAAGCUUCUCAAAAUACUGCUGCUGAAUUUGGGGACAUUGGGUUUAAUGAAGAUGUACCAAACAGCACUGAAUAUGUACAGCAAGUACCAGAAGUAGAAGGGGAAGGGCAGCAGCAAACUACCAACUUUCAAGAGAACAUGCAUCAUAGAUCUUGCAAGAAUGCUGAAUUUGGGACCAACAACAGUAUGGAGGCUCAUCAAGAGGAAAAUUAUAAAGCCACACUCAAGUCCCUUGCAUCCAGGCAUUUCAGAAGCAUGCAAAAUGGCAAGGAUAAGGUGGGUAAUCAGACUGAUAAUGGACUACACUAUACCACAAGAACCAACAUAUUACAGCAUGUAUGA